ACACCUUCUCAGGGCUCUCCUCCACAGCUGAUCUCUCCCUAGACUAUAGGAAGAACCAGGAGUGGAUUCAGCCAGAGUUCAGGAGGAAGGCAAGGUAGACACGGGUCUAGGAUUCAAUAGAAGGGAGGGAAAAGAGCUAUGGCUGCCAGUGGACCUUCCUCACAGUCUGAGGAACAAUGUCCUCAGCUGAGCACCACGAUGGCCUCACCGGCGAUGGAUGAUGAUAUCCCAGGACUAUCAGAACCAAGGGUGGAAGCCAGCGCCCAGCCUCCAUCCAGCAGCCCAAAGAGAAAGAGGGACUUGUCAUCGGAUUCUGAGGAUGACCUAGCAGAGCUACUGGAACCGGAUCCCCAGCCAGUGUGGUCAGUGGAGACACUGUGCGGGCUCAGGAUGAGGCUGAAGAGGCGACGUGUGUCUACAGUGCGGCCUGAACACCACAAGGUCUUCACCAGGCUGCUCGAGGAUCCCGUGGUGAAAAAAUUCCUGAACUGGGACAAGAUGCUGAGGGUGUCAGACAAGUAUCUCCUGUCUAUGGUCAUAGCUUAUUUCAGCCGUGCUGGGCUCUUCUCCUGGCAGUAUAGGCCAAUCCACUUCUUCCUGGCUCUGUACCUGGCCAAUGACAUGGAGGAGGACAACCAGGCCCCCAAACAAGACAUCUUUUACUUCCUCUACGGGAAGAGCUAUGCCCAGCGCCCGAUGUUCCACAAACUGCGCUUCCAGUUCAUUCGCUCCAUGGGCUGGAGGAUCUGGGUGUCCCGGGAGGAGUGUGAAGAGAUCCAGGCUUACAAUCCAGAUCUCUGGGUGUGGGCACGAGAUCGCACCAACCUGACCUAGAACCCUAAAACUAUGGAGGCCUGAGGUCAUCGGCCUGAGGAAGAUCCCUGUGCCUGAGCGAGACACUCUAUGUCAACAUUGAGGGCUGUUGGGGGAAAGGAGAGAAACAUUCUUCGAGAAACCUAGAAGAACCCAGACUCUUCUAAAAUGAGUGGGAUGGAGUCACCACAUUGUGCUGCUGGGAGCUGGGACACUUGUAGUGGGUUCUGGGAGGGACCAUAAGAAAUCAGGAUUCCUCCAGGCUCCAUUCUUUCCAGAGGCACCAUCCAAAUGUUAUCCCGAAUGUCCUCAGUCCCCACCUCCCCAACCGUAGCAGCAGAAGGCCUGUGGUUUCCUGUAAUUGGUCUCCACCGCUCCAGCCCUUUGAAGGAGGCCCCUCAGGGCUCAGAAGUGAAGGGAACUACCUUCAAGAUAUAGUAUUUGAAUUUAUGUAAUUGUAAUAACUUUAACACAUCACAAACUUUAUUGAAAUAUUAGUAUACAUAACAAGUUAUAUUAUUAAUAAACUUUAUUAUUAUAAGUUGACUACAGAAUAAUUAGCAUAUUCAAUAUUUUAUGAUAGUUACUGUUUUGAGAACAUGCUGUUCUCUUAUAACGUCUAUAUACACAUUGUUAUUUCAUUCACUAGAGGAUUUUUAUCUUUUUAUAUAUAUCUUUUUGUCUUAUAUCUAGGUUAUAUAACCCUAGAUCCUUAGGAACAUGUUUUUAUCUAUUUGAUAUUUAAUCUCCAUUGUUGAAUAUGAAUAUUGAGCUGAGGUACUCUAAACCACUUGGUCAUGUCCGUGUAUUACUUUUAAGGGGGUUUGUGUUCGAAAGAGAAUCCAUGCUAUGAGGUCCUUCUCCUGGGGACAGACAAUAAAGAUGAAAUAUGUUUCAUGUUCUCUACAUAA
Messenger RNA from Rattus rattus (black rat), 1724 nucleotides. RefSeq names its product speedy protein E4A. Gene Ontology annotation, biological process: positive regulation of cyclin-dependent protein serine/threonine kinase activity. NCBI's taxonomy places the organism in Eukaryota, Metazoa, Chordata, Mammalia, Rodentia, Muridae. Gene Ontology annotation, molecular function: protein kinase binding. Bases 139 to 834 code for a protein of 231 amino acids. The record is from RefSeq and is a predicted model, not a curated record. The transcript has 7 exons.